GUGUAGUCACGCUGCCACCAGAGCCAAACCACAGCACAUUACAUACGCCUCAUUCCGCUACCAUGGCAGAGAAGUCGAACACCAAUAUGCUCUUCGCUAACUUCAACCAGGAUUUCUCGUGCAUUUCCGUUGGAACUCGGAAGGGUUACAGCAUAACCAAUUGCGAUCCGUUCGGGAGAGUCUACACGAUGAAUGACGGAGCACGUGGCAUCGUCGAGAUGCUCUUCUGCACUUCACUCAUUGCGCUAGUCGGUGCCGCUGAUCAACCCCAGUCCAGCCCGCGAAAACUGCAGAUUGUCAAUACAAAGCGGCAAUCCAUGAUCUGCGAACUGCUGUUCCCUUCCUCUAUCCUUGCUGUCAAACUGAACAGGAAAACCCUCGUCAUUGUGUUGGAAGUUGAAAUAUAUAUCUAUGACAUAUCAAACAUGCGUCUUCUGCACAUCAUAGAGACCACACCCAACCCAGAAGCAACAUGUGCCCUCUCACCAUCCGCUGACAAUUCCUACCUUGCAUAUCCGUCCCCUGUACCUUCUCCUACCACUCCAUCGCCUAGUCAGGCAUCUACGUCACAGGCACCAUCCUCUAGUCACCAAUCUGGCGACGUUCUCCUGUUCUCUACACGCUCCUUGACAGUCGCCAAUGUAAUCCAGGCUCACAAAUCGCCAAUCUCUUUCCUUUCCAUUAAUUCGACAGGUACUAUGCUUGCGACUGCGUCCGACAAGGGUACCGUCAUCCGGGUUUGGAGCAUCCCUGGAGCAGAGAAAUUAUACCAAUUCCGUCGGGGGACCCGCGAGGCACGGAUACAUUCGAUCAACUUCAAUGUAGUGUCAUCCUUGCUUGCUGUCAGCUCGGCACAUGACACAGUGCACAUAUUCAAACUUGGACCCCAGAAAGCUCCGUCCUCGUCCAGUAAGAAGAAUGAUGGCUUAUCUAGCCCGCCCGAGUCCAUUGACGGCAGGGAGGGGUCUGCAGGGAUGGAUGGAGGUUAUGAAGCAUUCGCCGACGAACGCAAGAAGAGCGGUGUUUCCAUGAGUCUUCGUCGCAAGUCGAUGGCGAUGACCAAGACUCUGUCACAUUCAGUUGGGGGAUAUCUCCCUAACACAUUAACCGAGAUGUGGGAACCAUCUCGCGACUUUGCGUUCUUGCGACUGCCAUCAAGUGGAGCAAGAUGUAUUGUUGCUCUCAGCGGAACUCUACCGCAGGUCAUGGUCAUUUCGUCCGAGGGCUACUUCUACUCAUACAACAUCGAUCUGGAGAACGGUGGUGAGUGUUCCCUAAUGAAGCAGUAUAGCUUACUUGACCCUGAUUCGGCUGGUAUGGAGUAAUGGUUCUCUUCUGUUUUCUUCUUCGCGUGGAUGGUUUGGAAGUUCGCACUCGCCUUGUAUAAUGUACUCACAGUUUAGUUCAACGAGAAGUACUUACUAUCAUACAAGAUCAGUCGUAUUUUUCUACUCAACUUGUUUUGAGUUUUGUUGGCAGUGCGGUGUUUUCUUGCCGUUCGGAAACAAUUGAAGUCAAAUUCAGGUG
This is a messenger RNA of Suillus clintonianus, 1527 nucleotides long. RefSeq names its product WD40 repeat-like protein. The transcript has 8 exons. The record is from RefSeq and is a predicted model, not a curated record. Gene Ontology annotation, biological process: autophagy of mitochondrion; protein localization to phagophore assembly site; protein lipidation. Gene Ontology annotation, molecular function: protein binding; phosphatidylinositol-3-phosphate binding; phosphatidylinositol-3,5-bisphosphate binding. Gene Ontology annotation, cellular component: extrinsic component of membrane; cytosol; fungal-type vacuole membrane. Lineage: Eukaryota; Fungi; Basidiomycota; Agaricomycetes; Boletales; Suillaceae. The coding region runs from base 63 to 1325 and encodes 420 amino acids.